AUGAGUUUUGUGAUAUCAGCAGAAAGAGACAACAGACCGUUGUUAAUACCUGCUAUUGAGCCAUUGAAACCAUCAUUCUCUUUAGAACUAUCAAAUGUACCAAUUUCCUAUCUAUUGAAACUGGAUUUGACACAAUUGAAGAAUGCUGCUGAUUUCAUACCUAGAGAAAGAAGUUGGUCACAAUUGAGCACAACUAGUUCCAAUUCAAGUGAUUUGUUCAGUGCGAGAAGCUCAAUCAGUUCCAUUUCAAGUGCUGGUGCUUCAGAUCAAGACGAUGGGUUUUCAAGUGGAGGAGAAGAAGAAGAAGAAGAAGAAAAAGAGCCAUCAAUUGAGCCAAUAUUAAUCAAACAAUCAACACCACCAAAAGAACUAAAACGAACAUUGUCCUAUGAAGUUAGACCAUCCAAAUCUAAAAGACAAAGAGUUGGUCCAAGUUGUGAUUUCUGCAGGUCUAAAAAGAUCAAAUGUGAUGCUCAUGUUGAAAUAAUGGAGAUUGAUGUACUUUAUGACCUAAACUUAACCAAAAAAGAUGAAAUAAAAGAUGAAAAUUUGAUUAAAAAAUACAUGACCGAGGAUGAAUUAGACGAAGGGUUCAAAUUGAUUUAUUCCAAUGAGAAAAUCAUAAAAUUCAAGACUUGUUCCUAUUGUCUUGCCAAACAUCAGCCAUGUCUUUAUAAAAGAGGUUAUACCAAAGAUGACAUCUUGAGGUAUAAUUUGGCCAACAACAUCCGGAAAAAAAAGAAGAGGUCCAAAAAAAGAUGA
Hansenula anomala is the source of this 762-nucleotide messenger RNA. RefSeq names its product Zn(II)2Cys6 transcription factor domain-containing protein. The transcript has a single exon. NCBI's taxonomy places the organism in Eukaryota, Fungi, Ascomycota, Saccharomycetes, Phaffomycetales, Wickerhamomycetaceae. The record is from RefSeq and is a predicted model, not a curated record. Gene Ontology annotation, biological process: regulation of DNA-templated transcription. Gene Ontology annotation, molecular function: zinc ion binding; DNA-binding transcription factor activity, RNA polymerase II-specific. The coding region runs from base 1 to 762 and encodes 253 amino acids.